Molecule: messenger RNA, 1855 nt
Organism: Alnus glutinosa
Lineage: Eukaryota; Viridiplantae; Streptophyta; Magnoliopsida; Fagales; Betulaceae
Product: polyol transporter 5-like
Exons: 3
Coding region: 65-1642 (525 amino acids)
Biological process (GO): transmembrane transport
Cellular component (GO): membrane
Molecular function (GO): carbohydrate:proton symporter activity
Source: RefSeq, a predicted model, not a curated record
GGUUUGAAAUUUUCUAUCCAAAUCACACAAUUACGUACAAGCACCCAUCUCUGCUAGAAACGAGAUGGCUGACUGGAAACCUGAAACUAAUGCCAUUUCCGGCCAACCCAAGAAAACUAUUGAGGAUUUUGAUCAUCCAAAGAAGCCCAAAAGCAACGUAUAUGCUCUUUCUUGUGCAAUUUUGGCCUCUACGACUUCCAUCUUACUGGGUUAUGAUAUUGGAGUAAUGAGUGGAGCAGUAAUCUACAUCAAGGAAGACCUCAAAAUCAGCGACGUACAAGUCGAAAUCCUCGCCGGAAUCCUCAACCUCUACUGCCUCAUUGGCUCCUGCGCCGCCGGAAGAACCUCCGAUUGGAUAGGCCGCCGCUACACCAUCAUGGUAUCCCAAGCCAUCUUCUUCGCCGGAGCUAUCCUCAUGGGCUUCGCCACCAACUACGCCUUUCUUAUGGUCGGCCGCUUCGUCGCCGGCAUUGGCGUUGGCUAUGCGCUCAUGAUCGCUCCGGUCUACACCUCCGAGGUCGCUCCCGCCACCUCUCGUGGCCUCCUUAGCUCAUUCCCCGAGGUGUUCAUCAAUGUCGGGAUAUUGUUAGGGUACGUUUCAAACUACGCUUUCUCUAAGCUCCCAACAAACUUAGGUUGGCGGUUCAUGCUCGGAGUGGCUGCCAUCCCUGCUGUUAUACUCGGCAUCGUCGUUUUAGCCAUGCCCGAGUCGCCUCGUUGGCUAGUCAUGCAGGGUCGACUCGGUGACGCAAAGAAAAUCCUUAACAAAACCUCAGAAUCCAAAGAGGAGGCCGAGACAAGACUCGCUGACAUCAAACUAGCAGCUGCCAUUCCCGAGAACUGCACCGACGACGUCAUUUCGAUGCCCAAACGAAGCCACGGUGAGGGUGUGUGGAAAGAGCUCUUCCUCCAUCCUACACCGUCCGUUCGCCACGUGUUUAUCGCGACCAUCUUUCUUUAUUUCUACCAAGAAGCAUCGGGUAUAGAUGCAGUCGUUUUGUAUAGCCCCAGAAUCUUUGAGAAGGCUGGGAUCACGUCAUCCGAUCAAAAGCUACUCUGCACGAUAGCUGUUGGGCUCACUAAGACUGCGUUCAUCUUAGUGGCCACGUUUUUGCUGGACAGGAACGGACGACGACCCUUGCUUCUAAUCAGCGUGGGGGGAAUGAUCUUCUCCCAAGUAAUCCUCGGAGUUAGCCUGACGAUCAUCGAUCAAACGGAUCAUAAGGUUAUGUGGGCCGUCGCUUUGUCCAUCGCCAUGGUGUUAGCGUUCGUGGCAUUCUUCUCAAUCGGGAUGGGUCCCGUCACAUGGGUCUACACCUCAGAGAUCUUCCCAUUGAAGCUACGAGCCCAGGGCGUGAGUAUCGGAGUGGGGGUGCAGAGGGUCACGAGUGGGGUCAUUUCCAUGACUUUUAUUUCACUCUACAAGGGCAUCACCAUCGGUGGAGCCUUCUUUCUUUUUGCCGGGAUUGCCGCGUCGUCGUUUGUGUUCAUUUACUUUUUACUACCGGAAACACAAGGUCGAGCCCUUGAGGAUAUGGAAGGGUUGUUCGGUAAUUUCAAGUGGAACUUUGCUAGUUACAAGAAGAACUCAAAGAAGAGGGGACUGUAUGGUGAUGAUGAUGAUAGGGUUCGGAUUCGGUGAAAGGAAUGUCAUCACAAAUCCCACACAAAAAAUUUGUCAUAUUAUAUUGAUGUUAGACACCCUUCAUAUUCUACCUCUCAUCAACCUCAUUGUAAAGUAUAUGCUUCCGUCCGAGGCACAAAUAUAUUUGCUUCCAAGUUUUACAGGAAUUUUUUUAAAAAAAUUUAUUUCUAGAACAAUGAUGUGAAAGGUCAAGGUUGAAUACAAUGGCAA